Molecule: messenger RNA, 1417 nt
Organism: Brassica napus (rape)
Lineage: Eukaryota; Viridiplantae; Streptophyta; Magnoliopsida; Brassicales; Brassicaceae
Product: protein PHLOEM PROTEIN 2-LIKE A2-like
Exons: 3
Coding region: 689-1354 (221 amino acids)
Source: RefSeq, a predicted model, not a curated record
AAACAUUAAGUCUCAUAAGAAUUUAUCUUGACCUUAUAUACACUUAUAGAGAUAUUUUCUAUUUUAGAUAGAUGCGAAUUAUUUACGAGAUCUUUAUGAUGUAUUUUGAAUAAUUCUAAUCAUAUUAUUAUAAUAAAUAGAUUGAAAACUAACCAGACUGAAUAAUAUUGAUUGGUGAUUGAGUGGGGAUGAGUGUUGAGUCAGUCGUUUCUCUAUUUAAGUGUGCCAUGGUGCACUGGCUCACCUUUUCUGAAGAAUUAUUCGGAAUUUAAUUUUCGUGGUAAUAAUCGAAGAAUAAAGCAAAUCUAUCGAAUGAAAAGAAUAAAGAAUACAUGUUUGACAAGACAUCAAAGAAAUGGAAUAUAUACCAGCAACUGCAGCCAGCCAAAAUUUGGUUUGCGAUGUAAAACAUUGUUUAGUUUAUAUUUACUUAACUUUCGAACAAUAUUUAUUAAAUUAUAUAUAACAUACCUUGAUCAGGUUUAGUACAAGUGUAACAUAAGUCUAGAGAGUUCAACUAUUGCUGGAUUUUUGAAAUACUAAUAUACAAACAUGGUAUCAUUGAGGUCAGGUAUAUGAGUCUAUAAAGACCUCAGCAUAAUAGUUAUUAAGAACAAAAAUGAACUUAAAAACUAGAAGAAAACAUAUACAAAAGGAAAAAAAAAUCAAGAAAGAGCGAGAUUAAGCAAUGGGAACAAUAUCGUCAAUCUUCUCAAAGCCAAAACCACCACAUAACUACGAAGCGAUUCUAAAAUAUUCAGACUCUGCUCUUCCUCCUGAUGCUACGUCGUCUCUUGACAAGUUAUACCCUCAGCUAUUCGAUGGCGUUUUCUUGAAGGACAAGAAACAGAAGUACUGGAUAGAGGGUAAAGCUAAGAAGAACUGCUUCAUGUUGUACGCGAGAGAUCUAGCGAUUUCAUUGGCUGAGUUUCAAACAAAUAAUAACUGGAGUUGGUUUACUGAUAUAGACCAAACAUCCAGUGAUGCAAGAAUUGAGGUUGCAAAGCUGGAAUGGGUAGCUUGGUUAGAAGUGUUUGGAAACUUUGAGAUGGAGAAUCUAACUCCCAACAGUUUGUACGAGGUUGUGUUUGUGGUUAAGCUGGUUGAUCCUGCGCAGGGAUGGGAAGUUCCGGUUUACUUCAAACUGGUUUUACCGACAGGAGAAACCAAAGAGCGGCAAGAGAAUAUGACUAUGCUAGGAAGAAACCGGUGGGUGGAGAUUCUGGCCGGUGAGUUCAGGACAUCGCCGGAAUAUAUUUUCGGGAAGAUUGAGUUUUCGAUGUAUGAGGUUAAAGGUGGGUUGUGGAAGUCCGGUCUGGUUGUGAAAGGUGUUGCUAUAAGACCCAAGAAUUAAAAUAUUAAAUCUUGUAAGCUAAAACAAUAAAAUUGAAUACGAAAGUCACUAUGAUCUAACCAA